CAUCACAAACAAACCAGUGAGCCACUGACACACACAAUAUGCGCCAUAUGGCGGUGGCAUCACCGCUUUUAACCUCACCACCAACAGUUUCUGCAUUUCUCCGACAAACCCGAAGCUACAAAAGGACCUUGAUCCGGUCGUCCUCAUCAGCAUCAUCGCCAAUGGACCUUCACCACCCAAAACGAGUGGUCGUAUGCGGCGGCGGCGUCAUCGGCGUAUGCACCGCUUACUUCUUAGCCAAAAGCGGCGCCACCGUAACCCUCGUCGAGAAAUCCUCCGUGGCUUGCGCUGCCUCCGGAAAAGCCGGCGGCUUCCUCGCCCUCGAUUGGUGUGACGGCGGGCCCCUCAGUUCCCUCGCCCGUGCCAGCUUCAACCUCCACCGUUCGCUUGCUCAAGAACUCGACGGCCCCAAUUCUUACGGCUACCGAUCCCUCACCACUCUCAGCCUCACCGUCACAGAGUCUCAGAGCUCGAAACCCUCCGGAAAGUCCGCUUUGCCGUCUUGGGUUGAUGGGCCGGGUCGGAGUCCGAGAACCAUCGGGACCACGGAGACCACAGCCCAGGUCCAUCCUCAGCUCUUUACCCGGACCUUGAUUUCGAAGGCGGCGGAGGAUUAUGGCGUCGACGUGGUGAUUGGGAAAUUGGAGCACUUGGGAGUGGACAAUGGGCGAGUGAGCUCGGUGGUUUUGGAGGGAGGACGAGUGAUUGACUCGGACGCUGUCGUUUUGGCGCUGGGGCCAUGGUGUGGGAAAUUUGAGCUGUUGUCGUCGUUGUUCAGAGUGUACGGUAUAAAGGCUCAUAGCAUUGUGUUGGAGCCUAAAGAACCUGAGGCUAUAACCCCUCAUGCGCUUUUCCUGAGUUACUAUCCGUCUCAAGGAGGAAAGCCCUUGGACCCAGAAGUGUACCCUCGCCCCACAGGUGAGGUGUAUGUGUGUGGGAUGUCCGCAGAGGCAGAGAUACCGGAUGAUCCAGAGCAAAUAGUGGGCAAUCCGGAGUCGAUAGAGGUGCUGAAAGGGGUGGCAAGCAGUGUGUCAAGCCAUUUGAGAGAAGGAGAGGCACAGGUGAAGGCAGAGCAAGCAUGUUUCCUGCCCUGUACCGAUGAUGGUGUCCCUGUGAUUGGGGAGGUGCCAGGGGUUAAGGGGUGUUAUGUGGCUACUGGGCAUAAUUGUUGGGGGAUUCUGAAUGGUCCUGCCACUGGAGCUGCUGUGGCUGAGCUUGUGCUGGAUGGGAAAGCUAGCAUUGUAGAUCUCAGUCGGUUUAGUCCGGCAAGAUUUGCUGGGCUUAAGAAGGGUUAAGACAUUAAUCUGGUGUAGACAGAUUUAGAGCACUGAGGAAGUGCAGUGAAGUCAUGUUGUAUCUGGUGGUAAAUUAAAUACAGGUUCAUUUUCGUUUUUAUCUGAAAACUUUGAAAACAUCCCCACACUUAUAUGUUGUAUAUCUGUCGACAAAAGCAAAAUGUUAAAGAACUUUUACUUAUAUCAGUGUCAACUGAUAAUAUCUUUUUAAACCACUGCGUGUAGUUUUUUUUUUAAUUUUCAGUUGAAGGUAAGAAAGAAUCUGCAUAUGGUAGCUAUCAGUCAGGAAUCAAGCAGCGGCGGUCAAAAGAAAUAAGCUGUUGCAGUUGCCUGCAAGCAAAGCAAGAAAGCAUGUAGCAGCUGAGUAUGGUAGUUGGAAGAUAGUUAAGACUGUCAGGAGUUUGUGUAAUUAGCUGUAAUUGUUUGUUCCCUGCCCUGUGUGAGAAGCAACGCAAAGGAAUGCGGUUGUAUAAGUCCAAGCCAUUGUAAAAAUGACUGAUAUUCAUGAAAUGGAAGAUUACAAAUUAGUAGGCAUCA
This is a messenger RNA of Prunus persica (peach), 1832 nucleotides long. Its product is annotated as putative oxidoreductase TDA3. Gene Ontology annotation, cellular component: cytoplasm. NCBI's taxonomy places the organism in Eukaryota, Viridiplantae, Streptophyta, Magnoliopsida, Rosales, Rosaceae. The record is from RefSeq and is a predicted model, not a curated record. Bases 39 to 1295 code for a protein of 418 amino acids. The transcript is spliced from 2 exons. Gene Ontology annotation, molecular function: oxidoreductase activity.